Molecule: messenger RNA, 2472 nt
Organism: Aspergillus alliaceus
Lineage: Eukaryota; Fungi; Ascomycota; Eurotiomycetes; Eurotiales; Aspergillaceae
Product: Zn(II)2Cys6 transcription factor
Exons: 6
Coding region: 88-1827 (579 amino acids)
Biological process (GO): DNA-templated transcription; regulation of DNA-templated transcription
Cellular component (GO): nucleus
Molecular function (GO): zinc ion binding; DNA binding; DNA-binding transcription factor activity, RNA polymerase II-specific
Source: RefSeq, a predicted model, not a curated record
GUUGAACAAAACUCCCUACUCCACAUUUAGAGACAUUGAUGUUAGAUCAAUUCCUGCCACUUAGAAUCAUUUAUACCUUCCACCAUCAUGAUAAGGAAGAGCGCGUGUCUCUCAUGUCGGUCCAAAAAGCUUCGCUGUGAUGGACGGACGCCGCUAUGCAGCAAUUGCCAUCGUCUCUCGCUCGACUGUCAGUAUGCGACGCAGAGGAGGAAGACAGGUCCAAAGAAGGGUUAUCUAAAGGAUAUAGAGGCGCGUUUACUGCGAACGGAGCAGCUCCUUGAACACCGAAGUGAGUUGGACGCCACAAAAAGGACUGUAGAUGGCCCUUCAGUUGGCAAGAACCCUAUCCUUGGUCGAGGGACACCAUCCUCACUACUGGAUACGAACGCCUGUGAUGGUUGCUCACCAUCGGCACCAAGGCCAGAUCACGACUGCCACGCGAACACCAGUGGUUUACAGGACCAGCAGAGCCAUGAGGCUUUUGCUUUGUCAGACGAAAAGUAUUCCCAAGUACCCCCAGAUUUUGCUGAUGAACUGGAUCGUAUAUAUUUCCAAAAUGUUCAUCCUACCAUGCCGAUUCUUCACACGUCACGGUACUUAAGCAAAGUGUCAUCGCCGAUCUCUGACGGCGGUCCACCCCGUUGUCUGCGAUAUAUUAUGUGGAGUCUCGCAGCAGCUGCCUCAGAGAAGUACCCCCAGAGAACAGAAGAGUUCUAUCAGAGCGCCAGGCAUUAUGCCCAUGAAGAUGAAAUGCACAGCUAUGGAGAGACUGUAGUUUCGAUAGCGCAAUGUCAAUCUUGGAGCUUGAUCGGUUACUACGAGAUUAAACACGCUCUAUUCCCGCGAGCCUGGCUUAGUGUGGGCAAAGCAAUUAGAAUCGCCCAAAUGCUACAGCUACACCGGCUCGAUGGGGUUGGAGCGAAAAUGAAGGCAGCCAUGUUGCAGCCUCCCAAGGAUUGGACCGAUAUAGAAGAGCGGCGCCGUGUUUUCUGGCUUAUAUUCUGUCUGGAUAGAUUUCUCAGCAUGGGCACAGGCUGGCCGAUGACACUUGACGAGAGCCAAAUAUCAACAAAUCUGCCGUCUUCCGAAGAAUCCUUCCAAAAUGACAAGCCUUCCGUCUCUUGCUCCCUUCGAGAGGCCCUUCUUCCAGAAAAAAUGGGAACUCUGUCGCCACUCGGCGCAGUCGUCGUUGUGUCAUUGCUUGCCGGACGGAACUUGAAUCACUUACAGCUCUUCAGUGAUGAGACUUACAGCCCCAGUGAAUUCUGGAAAACCCAUCAAGCUAUGGACAGCGUGUUACUAAAUCUCAGCUUAUAUUUCCCGGAAUGUCUUCGCAUACCUCUCUCCAUUGACGAGCCGAACGUAGUCUUUGUACAUAUGAUGAUUCAUGUCCUGACUAUAUGUCUACACCAAGCAGCCGCUGAUCAAGCGCGUCGAGGCUCAGAGCAUAGCCAAUCUGCAUCUGAGUGUGAGACAAGGUGUUUAUCGUCUGCUCUUGCCAUCGCAAACAUCAUGCGACUUGCCUGCCACACCGAUCUGGCUGCAAUGCACGUUUUCACCCCGUUUUGCCUUUUUGUAGCCGCCAGAGUCCUCCUCGAGCCAAGGCAUCGCAACUCCCCCGAAUAUGAGCCUCAUCAUGAAUUCCUCCGGCACGCCUUACAAGCGUUCAGGCGCCUGAACCCACUAACAGCCGUGUUCCUCAUGGGAUUCCGACAAAAAGAACUCGCGCGCGAUGGAAUCUAUCUCUCCACGGAAGCGCUAUUAAAAACACCAGCGUACGAUGGGGACAGAGCCUCGAAGAGACUAGUUUUCAUUCGAGGUUUCUAGUAAGACUUCCAAGAGAUAAAGCCAUGAGCCUUGUAUGCAUACCCUGGGGGACUAUACUAACUUUCACAUAGUCCCAUCUACGAAGUCCCUGGGAAGGGCUCAAACUCUCAAGGAAAUGAGAGUCAACAGGGUGUCUCCCAAUACAUUGAAAAUUCUAUGCCCUCCGCCAAUGCUGGGUAUUCCUCUACACGUUCCGAUGAGGGGGAGCCCAUUACGCCGCCUGCUGUAAGCAUAAGUGUGCCGCAGGAGUACCCCGGCUAUCCGGACGCCGUGGAUGGAUCUGACGUGAACCAAUUCGAGCAACUUGCACAACCGUUCAAUAUGUCUAGUUUCGAAUUCUUCCCCUUUCUGGCCUGCUCACCCGUCGCCUUCCCUCUGAAUCUAGAAACCAGCAUUUCUCCGGAGAUGCUAGAAUGUAACCCACACCCACCUUGAUCAGUAUCAGUACCACAUAAUCAAAACAUAUACAACCAAACUCCCAAUAAAAACCCCAUCGCUAAACACACCAAACACCACAACUCCUCAAUCGCCAAACCUCAACUACGUGAACACAAUUUCCUAAUAAUCCCAACACACAAAAAUCCUCUCAAAACAAAGUACAAAACAGGAGAAGAAGAAGAAGAAGAAGAAGAAAAAUAAAAAGAA